Schizophyllum commune H4-8 is the source of this 1536-nucleotide messenger RNA. RefSeq names its product Leo1-domain-containing protein. Gene Ontology annotation, biological process: transcription elongation by RNA polymerase II; positive regulation of transcription elongation by RNA polymerase II. Bases 55 to 1479 code for a protein of 474 amino acids. Lineage: Eukaryota; Fungi; Basidiomycota; Agaricomycetes; Agaricales; Schizophyllaceae. Gene Ontology annotation, cellular component: Cdc73/Paf1 complex; nucleus. The record is from RefSeq and is a predicted model, not a curated record. Gene Ontology annotation, molecular function: RNA polymerase II C-terminal domain phosphoserine binding. The transcript is spliced from 4 exons.
UUCACCGCGAAUUCGCAUUCUAGUCGUUGGCUGACUUGUUCGGACGCGGCCCGCAUGUCGUCAUACGAGGAGAACAUGGAACCGUCUGCGCAGGAUGGCCACGACCAGGGUGGUGAAGACGUCGACAUGAACGCCCUCGAGUCAAAAGAGCAAUACGAGCAGGGUCACGGCGGAGGACAAAGUGAAGAGGGGGGCGCGGAUGAUCUCUUCGGGGAGGAUGAAGAAGAAGCUCCCGCGUCCCCUGCUGGAGGUUCUGAUCGUCUCCCGACACCAGAAAGGGAACGGCGGCAGGCCCUGGAGUACACAGAGGACACAGAGCCGCUGCAAGACGAGGCACCCGUCGCGCUCAAGGAAGCUGAGGUGUCCUUGCCGAAUCUCCCCCUCCCCCGAAGCACAGACGGAUCAACAUGGGUUGUCAGAAUGCCCAAUUUCUUGACCCUCGAUACCAAGCCUUUUCACUCAGAGACGUACGAGGGUCCAGAAAAUGAGAUGGCAGGAUCGGCGGCAGAAAUCCGCGAGCAAAGCCUCUCUAUCAAGCUCAAAGUUGAGAACACCAUACGCUGGCGAUGGGCCAAGAACCAGCUAGGCGAAGACGUCCGCCAAUCCAACAGCCGCAUCAUCCGCUGGUCCGACGGCUCACUCAGCCUCCGCCUCGGCAAGGAGCUCUUCGACAUCCAACAAACCGUGGACAACUCCGCCACCACCACCCGCCAAACCAUGGGCGGCGCCUCCCAACGGCCCUCUCAAGCGCCCUCGCAACAUACCCGCCCCCAGGGCCUCACCUACCUCGUCGCGCAGCACAAGCACUCGCAGGUCCUGCAGGCCGAGGCGCCGAUCACGGGCUUCAUGUCCCUCACGCCCUCGGACAUGCAGAGCGAGAGCCACCGCCUGCUCGUGAGCGCGGUCAGUCAGAAGCGGAACAAGAGCGUGCGCGUGCGCAUGGCGCCGGACCCGACGGUGGACCCGGAGAAGGAGAAGGCGGAGCUGAUUAGGCAGGACGCGAAGAGGACGAAGCGGACGAGGUCGGAGCCCCGGUCGCGGCGGUCGAGGCGGACGGACGAUAUGUGGAGCGACGACGAUGAGGAAGAGGGGUAUGCCUACGAUGAGGAUAACAGCGGGAGGCGCGGUGGGGGCGGGGGCGGACAUAAGAAGGCGGGCCGCACGAAGGACGAUACAGGCGGAGGGGACUAUCAGGAAGACGACUUCGUUGUCGCGGACGAGUCGGAAGAAGAGGAGGAGCCAUCGUCGAAACGCCGUCGCAAUCAUGAUGACGAGGACGAUCUCGACCGGGCAGAACGGGAGCUGGAGAGGCGGAAUCGCGACGAGCGGAAACAGGGACACAAAGCUUCGCCCCAGCCGGAGGAGUCGGAUGAGGGCGAGGGCGACAUGGAUGUGGAGAGCGAGGAAGAGGAGGACCGGAUCAGGCUGCGUCGCGACUCGCGUCGUCGCGUGCAGAUUGAGGAAGAGGAGGAUGAGUAGACAAGGCGCUUUCACCUGUGUACCUUCUUGCUGAAUCUAUCCGGCUCCUUCCUCCUU